Messenger RNA from Sporisorium graminicola, 465 nucleotides. RefSeq lists its product as uncharacterized. Bases 1 to 465 code for a protein of 154 amino acids. Lineage: Eukaryota; Fungi; Basidiomycota; Ustilaginomycetes; Ustilaginales; Ustilaginaceae. The transcript has a single exon. The record is from RefSeq and is a predicted model, not a curated record.
AUGUGGCGCUCUUCACCACGCAUCGCGCCCCUUCCCUGCCGACUGGGUCGAGGCGCAAUGUCGAGCCGCCGAGCAAGCCUCGACGACAAAAUCCAGCCGACGCCCGUCUUGGGCGACUUUGUCGGCUGGACGCCGUGCAAGCUCGCGCGCGACUACGUCUAUCCGGAGCUGUUCGAGAAGCGGACGACGUAUGCGUUCGUCUCGUUUGUCGUGCUUGACGACCGGUCCCACGAGGAUGGCAAGUUUGUCAUCGUCGGCGUCCACCCGGACUCGUACAAGGGCACGCGGCUUGAACUCGAAGCGACGGCGAGGAUGGACGUGGAGUCUGCCGUUGAAAUGCCCAUCAACUUCCAUGACGACAAUCAAGGCAUCUUGGCCUACUGCGAGGCUAAGCCCUACGAUAACGAUGCCGGGCGAAACUCGGCUUUGGCCGCAGAGCGCGAAGGAAGGCAAAUGUCCGGUUGA